Trematomus bernacchii (emerald rockcod) is the source of this 3372-nucleotide messenger RNA. RefSeq names its product WD repeat domain 60 (gene wdr60). Lineage: Eukaryota; Metazoa; Chordata; Actinopteri; Perciformes; Nototheniidae. Gene Ontology annotation, cellular component: cytoplasmic dynein complex. The transcript has 24 exons. Gene Ontology annotation, molecular function: dynein heavy chain binding; dynein light chain binding. Gene Ontology annotation, biological process: intraciliary transport. The record is from RefSeq and is a predicted model, not a curated record. The coding region runs from base 112 to 3123 and encodes 1003 amino acids.
GAACUGCGCAUGCGUACAACAGAUGAACCAUCAUGGCGGCGUCGUUACAAAAAUAUGAGUUGCUUUCCGGCGUUUAAAAUACUUAAAACAUAUAUAUAAAUACAUGAAAACAUGAGUAGUGACAAGAAAAUAACCAAGGAAGACACAUGGAAACCAGCUGAACUGAGAAAACACAUCAGGGAGGGAGGACAUGUUGAUAACAAUGUCCGGAGGCGAGAUGAUAGUGAGAGAAGGCAACGUGGAGGAGAAUCUGUAGAAAGAACUCGAAGAGACCCAGAGAAGGAAACUAGACGAGAGAAAGACAAGCUGAGGGAGAGGAGAGAUAAAGAGGAAAUAGACAAAUAUGCAGAUCGAAGGAAAGAGGGAUCAAGGGAUAGAAGAAGUGAAAGAGAUAGGAAAGAAGAGACGAGAAGAGACAAGGUGGUAGAUGGAAAGAGGUACGAUGAAGACAAGGAGAGACACAGAGAUAAGGAGGACAUGGACAAAAGGAGGGAAGACAGAGACAAGGAAAAACGAAGAGAAGAACGAGACGAGAGGAAAGAGAAGGAGAGAUGGAGACAUGAGGAAGGUGGAGAAGGAGAAACAGAACGGAGAGAGAAGCAGGAUCGAGAGAAAAGAGACCGCCAUCGAGAGAGAGACAAAGACGAAGACAAGAGGAACGACAGAGAGAGACGAGAGAGGAAGCAUGUGGAAGUGAAGGAGGACGGAGAAAACAGAGACGAGCAGAGGAGACGUAGAGAGGAGAGAGAGAGGAGGCACAAAGAGAGAGGGAACCAUGACGAAAAGCGAAAGCACGACAGCAGAUCCAGAGAGCAUCGAGACGUGAAGGAAGUCGUGGAAGAGGUCAGAGGUCAUGGAGGUGACAGAGAGCGAACAGAACGGGAUAAAAACAAGGAGAGGAAACACAGAGAGGACGAAGAACCGGAGAGAAAUCAUCGCCGAGACCCGACCAGCUCCAGGAAAUCUGACAAAGCGUCGGACAAAAGUCAUGACGCUAAAACUGAGGAUAAGGCAGCGGUACGGGACCUGAGAGCCACAGCAGAGCCUGCUGCAAAGGAUGAAGAUUUGGCUGAUUAUGAAGAUGACUUUGAGAAACUGGAUUAUGAGGAGGAUUUCGAGGAGCUGGACGAGAGCCCAGAUGAAGAGGAGGAGGAGGAGAAGAAGGAGGGAUCAGAGGUUUUAGAAGAGAAGGAGGAACUGACGGCAGAAAGGAGGAAAGAAAUCGAGGCGAUCCAGAGAGCCAUGGACGAGGAAAACCAGAGAGUUCAGUCCAGAGAGAUCAGCAGCACCGAGGAGGAGAGGCCCCGAUGGUCCAGAGGAUCAGAAAAGACCCCGAGUGUAGACUCACAGCGCGGGAAGUUUAUCGACUUUGUGGCGGCGAAGCAGCGCGAAGUCAGCAAGAAAGUCGCCUCAAAACAGAAGAAGCGCAGCACGGAGCUCCUUCGCCUCAUUGAUCUGGACUUCUCAACGACAGCCUCUCUGUUGGAUCUACCUCCUGUGAACGAGUACGACAUGUACAUCAGAACGUUCGGGACUGCAAACACAAAGCAGGCGUACGUUCAGUGUAACGAGGACAACGUGGACCGAGACAUCCAGACAGAGGAGACGGAAGUCUGUGAGAAAUGGACACAACAUCCUCCAGAGCACAAUGGAGCCUGUGGGGAUCCCAACCUCUCCAGAGAAGCUCAGGACAAAAGUAAAAUGAGUUUUGACUCUCGGCGUCUCACAGCGUUUCUGCGCUCGGCCUCUCAGGUGAUGGUGGUGCUGCUGGAGGAGCAUCGGGCUGACAGGAAGUCCCUGGAGAAGAUGAAAUCUCCGACAGAUUCAACGUCUUUCAGCGACGGGAGUUUACUGCUCAACACCAAGCUGCCUUUUCUCUACGGUCGCAGCGUCAGCCUGCUGCACUUCUCUCCGGCGCAGAAACACACCGUGAUGUCCGUCCACCGCCCGACGGAAACACCCAGCGCCGUGAGGCUGGACAGCUGCUCCAUCAUCUGCAUCUGGAACAUCUGGGAGCCGUCCUCCCCUCAGAGAGUCCUCAUCUACGAGUCUGAGGUGCAGUGUUGCUGCUUCAGUCCUGGGAAAGCCGUGCUGGUGUUUGCAGGAACGUCAGUGGGUUCAGUGCUGCUGUGGGACCUGAGGGAGAACACUGAGGAUCAUUACAGUCUGAAGAUCGGGGAGGAGGAGUGGACCUUCAGACAGCCCACCUUCUCCACUGACGCAGUGAUGUCCGGCUCGGGACAUUUCUCCUCCGUGACGUCCGUAGAAGUCGUCCCUUCCUCUUCUUCCUCAGACGUCCCCCUGCUGGCAUCUGAGGAAGAGUCGUCAGGACUGUCGUUCCAACUCGCCUCUCUGGAUGAAGUCGGGGUUUUAAACUUCUGGGUGGUGCUGGAGCUCCCUAAAGCCAAUGAGGCCGGCUCUCCAACAGAUUUAGGUCUGAGGCCAGGUGGUAAAGUGAAGUUGCUCCACAGCUCCGUGCUGCUCACUGCUGAGAGGGAGUCACAAAGAGAUGCAGCGAAAACAGGACCGCUGCAGACUCUUAAUUUGAAAUUCCUCCCGACAGACUCUAAUCAUUUCUUUAUCGGCACCAAUAUGGGUUUGGUUAAUCAUGAAACGAGUCACGGUCUGAAGGUUCCUCCGAGGUUUUACAGGUUUCAGGAGGCAGGAGUCCAACCUGUCGACGUCACCUCGAUCCACUUCUCUCCCUUCAGGAAACACCUGUUCUUGGUGGGUUGUGGAGACGGCAGCAUCCGGCUUCAUGCAGUGAGUCAGCAGCAUCCUGUGUCAGAGUGGAGGAACAGUACCUCUGGAGAACCAGUGAUUUCACUACAGUGGAACCAAACCAGACCCUCAGUGUUCUGCGUUCUGGACGGAGCCUCAAACCUCCACAUAUGGGACCUGUUGAGAAACGACACCCAGCCUGUGGUGACGGAGAAGCUGCACUCUGACAGGGUGACGGCCAUGUCUGUGUUCGGAGACUCGGGACAACAACACACAUAUUCAGGAGUAGCUCUGGCUCACGAGUCAGGAAAGAUAGAAAUGCAGUAUUUUACGAGAAGUUUGACGGUGUCCAGUUCUGAAGAAGAGGAGAAGCUGGAGAGUUUAGUGACUGAAGCCUUUUGAAGCACUUAAAUGUAAAACUCUGGACAUGCAUCUUAUUAAUCUGUUUUUGUUAAAUUUCCUCCUAAAUAAUUUCACAUACGGAUUAGAAGAAUGUAGCUGAAUACCAAAUAUCUUAUUAUUUAAUAUCCUUCAAUAGGCCUAUGUGAAACCUUUAUUAUGUUGGUGUAAAUAUUUCUACUGUUAAAUAAAUAUAACAUUUGUAUGGAUUAACAACUUUACUUUUUAUACAAUAAACUCAUACUGUCUGUA